ACGGAGAAACGGCGCGGAUCAUCGGUGGUGGCUCAGGCUGGCUCAGCUCGUGGCUCGUCUCUGGCGCCUCUCCUCUCCCUUUUAGUCCUCUACUACCUCUCCCUUUAAUCCCCUUUCUCCCCAAUCCUCUUCACAAUGCCGAGCGACAUUCUCAAGAAGAGAAAAAUCGCCGUCCUCGGUUCCCGUUCAGUCGGGAAAUCGUCGCUUGUUUUUCAAUUCAUCGACAACCAAUUCGUCGAGUCGUACUACCCUACCAUCGAAAGCACCUUCUCCAAGAGCAUUAACUACAAGGGCAUCGAGUACGACUGUGACAUCAUCGACACCGCUGGCCAGGACGAAUACUCCAUACUCAACUCGAAACACGCUAUAGGCAUCCACGGGUUCGUCCUCGUGUACUCCGUCACCUCCCGCAACUCCUUCGACAUGGUGCGCAUCAUCUACGACAAGAUCACCGAAUUCAGCGGCCAGAACACCAUCCCGUGCGUCAUGGUCGGCGCGAAGAUGGACCUCCAGCAGAGACAGGUAGCACCCGAGGAGGGCGAAGAGCUCGCACAGAGCCACCACUCAGCGUGGAUCGAAACAAGUGCGAAGACCAACAAGAAUGUUGCCGAGGUAUUCCAACUCGUCCUCGGAGAGAUCGAGAAAGCAACACCAAAUAGCAAGACAGUGGAGCCUCCAGCGAGCAGAUGCUUUAUUAUGUGAUGUGCCCUCUAGACGUUCUGUUUUCUUCCCUGGCAUCUUGCAUUGGCUCAUAGAACAUUCGCAAUCCCCUGUCCUUGCGCACCCACCAUCCCCUGCAUUGUCUCCGCCUGUCCUGCUGCCCUCGAUGUUGUCUCCCCUCACCCGCUCUCCCCGCGGCGACGUCUGUCCUCCCACCAAUCGCAGCCCCCCACGACGCCCGCUGCCCGCCUCGUUCCCUCCCAGGUUUCUUGUAUAUUGGACUGUCGGAUUCUGCCUUCUGUUCCAGCCGCGUGCCUAUGCCUUUAUCCUUACAGUUCCUAUGUAAAAGCCUGUAUGAUUGUUGUUGUCGCGCACCGCCCCUCGUGGGGCCCCUAUUAUGUACACCCUCUCGCCGAGAUCCUAAUAGCAUAUACUGCUCCCCCCGAU
Molecule: messenger RNA, 1107 nt
Organism: Fomitopsis serialis
Lineage: Eukaryota; Fungi; Basidiomycota; Agaricomycetes; Polyporales; Fomitopsidaceae
Product: small GTPase superfamily
Exons: 5
Coding region: 136-702 (188 amino acids)
Biological process (GO): small GTPase-mediated signal transduction
Cellular component (GO): plasma membrane
Molecular function (GO): GDP binding; GTPase activity; GTP binding
Source: RefSeq, a predicted model, not a curated record